Messenger RNA from Rhinolophus ferrumequinum (greater horseshoe bat), 11957 nucleotides. RefSeq names its product talin 2 (gene TLN2). The coding region runs from base 327 to 8000 and encodes 2557 amino acids. The transcript is spliced from 59 exons. Gene Ontology annotation, biological process: cell-cell adhesion. Gene Ontology annotation, molecular function: integrin binding; actin filament binding; structural constituent of cytoskeleton. NCBI's taxonomy places the organism in Eukaryota, Metazoa, Chordata, Mammalia, Chiroptera, Rhinolophidae. Gene Ontology annotation, cellular component: focal adhesion; ruffle; plasma membrane. The record is from RefSeq and is a predicted model, not a curated record.
CGCCCGGAGCCAGCGGCGGCGGCAGCGGCAGAGGCUGCGGGAGCAGAGCGGUCGCCGGGCGCGCAGGGGGACGCCGGCUGCACUCCCGGGCAGGCGCUCUGCAAUGAGACAGUAAAUGCAUCCCCCGCGUGCUGCUGCAGGGUAACAUCUGGACUGGGCUCCUGGACCCUUGGAUGCUUGGCUGCCCACAAGUUUUUGGAUUGACUUGUUGAAAGCAGUAGUGGUGAAGGCUUCUCAGAUGCUUCAGGAUAUCUUCAGGGAAAUCGACUCUACAUAAACUGAGAAUUUAGACAUUCUACGUGAGACUCUUCAAAUCAUCUAGGAAGAUGGUGGCCCUGUCCUUAAAGAUUUGUGUCCGCCACUGCAACGUGGUGAAGACCAUGCAGUUCGAACCAUCGACGGCCGUGUAUGAUGCGUGUCGGGUCAUUCGGGAACGGGUACCCGAGGCACAGACUGGCCAAGCUUCAGACUAUGGGCUGUUUCUCUCUGAUGAAGACCCCAGGAAAGGAAUUUGGCUGGAAGCAGGCAGAACACUGGAUUACUACAUGUUGCGAAAUGGGGAUAUUUUGGAAUAUAAAAAGAAGCAGAGACCUCAGAAAAUCCGGAUGCUAGAUGGAUCUGUGAAAACAGUGAUGGUGGACGACUCCAAGACGGUUGGGGAGCUCCUGGUUACUAUUUGCAGCAGGAUUGGAAUAACAAACUAUGAAGAAUACUCCUUAAUCCAAGAAACAAUUGAAGAAAAGAAAGAGGAAGGGACGGGCACGCUGAAAAAAGACAGGACACUGUUACGAGACGAGAGGAAAAUGGAGAAGUUGAAGGCUAAGCUUCACACGGACGAUGACUUAAAUUGGCUGGAUCACAGCCGAACAUUCAGAGAACAAGGAGUAGAUGAAAACGAAACGUUGCUGCUUAGACGGAAGUUCUUUUACUCGGAUCAGAAUGUAGACUCGAGAGACCCUGUGCAGCUGAACUUGCUCUAUGUUCAGGCUCGGGACGAUAUACUGAACGGCUCCCACCCUGUCUCCUUCGAGAAGGCUUGUGAGUUUGGUGGAUUUCAAGCCCAGAUACAAUUUGGACCUCAUGUGGAGCACAAACACAAACCCGGAUUCCUAGAUCUAAAGGAAUUCCUGCCCAAAGAAUACAUCAAGCAGAGAGGAGCUGAAAAGAGAAUAUUUCAGGAGCACAAGAACUGUGGAGAGAUGACUGAAAUAGAAGCCAAGGUCAAGUACGUCAAACUUGCUCGGUCCCUCCGGACAUACGGUGUGUCCUUUUUCCUGGUGAAGGAAAAGAUGAAAGGCAAGAACAAGCUGGUGCCUCGCCUGCUGGGGAUCACCAAGGAUUCGGUGAUGCGGGUGGAUGAGAAGACCAAGGAAGUGCUGCAGGAGUGGCCACUCACCACGGUCAAGCGCUGGGCAGCCUCACCCAAGAGCUUCACGCUGGAUUUUGGGGAGUAUCAAGAAAGCUACUAUUCAGUACAAACCACGGAGGGAGAGCAAAUAUCCCAGCUGAUUGCGGGCUACAUCGACAUCAUCCUCAAAAAGAAACAAAGUAAAGAUAGAUUUGGGCUAGAGGGUGAUGAGGAGUCAACUAUGUUAGAAGAGUCCGUGUCCCCCAAAAAGUCCACCAUCUUGCAGCAGCAGUUCAACCGGACCGGGAAGGUGGAGCACGGCUCAGUGGCACUGCCGGCCGUGAUGCGCUCGGGCUCCAGCGGGCCCGAGACCUUCAACGUUGGCAGCAUGCCCUCACCACAGCAGCAGGUCAUGGUUGGGCAGAUGCACCGAGGCCACAUGCCCCCGCUGACCUCGGCCCAGCAGGCCCUCAUGGGGACCAUCAACACGAGCAUGCAUGCUGUCCAGCAGGCCCAGGACGACCUCAGCGAGCUUGACUCAUUGCCACCUCUUGGCCAGGAUAUGGCGUCUAGGGUAUGGGUUCAGAAUAAAGUCGAUGAAUCCAAACACGAAAUCCACUCUCAAGUCGAUGCCAUCACAGCUGGAACAGCUUCAGUUGUUAACCUCACUGCCGGUGACCCUGCAGACACCGACUACACAGCUGUGGGAUGUGCAAUCACCACCAUUUCUUCCAACCUGACGGAGAUGUCCAAGGGCGUGAAGCUGUUGGCGGCCCUCAUGGACGAUGAAGUGGGCAGUGGGGAAGACUUGCUCAGAGCCGCAAGGACCCUCGCUGGGGCAGUGUCAGACUUGCUGAAAGCUGUACAGCCUACUUCUGGAGAGCCUCGACAGACAGUUUUGACUGCUGCUGGAAGUAUUGGACAAGCCAGUGGAGAUCUUUUGAGACAGAUUGGAGAAAAUGAGACUGAUGAGCGAUUCCAAGACGUUUUAAUGAGUUUGGCCAAAGCUGUUGCCAAUGCCGCUGCCAUGUUGGUCCUGAAAGCAAAGAAUGUUGCCCAGGUAGCUGAAGACACAGUCCUACAGAACAGGGUGAUUGCAGCUGCCACCCAGUGUGCCCUCUCCACCUCCCAGCUUGUGGCGUGUGCCAAGGUGGUGAGCCCCACCAUCAGCUCCCCUGUGUGCCAGGAGCAGCUGAUUGAAGCGGGGAAGCUGGUAGAUCGCUCGGUGGAGAACUGCGUCCGUGCCUGCCAGGCAGCCACUGAUGACAGCGAGCUCCUGAAGCAGGUCAGCGCAGCGGCCAGCGUGGUCAGCCAGGCCCUGCACGAUCUCCUGCAGCACGUGCGACAAUUUGCCAGCCGAGGCGAGCCCAUUGGCCGCUACGACCAGGCCACCGACACCAUCAUGUGUGUCACCGAGAGCAUCUUCAGCUCCAUGGGCGAUGCUGGUGAAAUGGUGCGCCAGGCCCGGGUGCUGGCCCAGGCCACGUCAGACCUCGUCAACGCCAUGAGGUCCGAUGCAGAAGCUGAAAUCGACAUGGAGAAUUCAAAGAAGCUCCUGGCAGCGGCAAAACUCUUGGCAGACUCCACCGCUCGCAUGGUAGAAGCUGCAAAGGGAGCUGCAGCCAACCCUGAAAAUGAGGACCAGCAGCAAAGACUGAGAGAAGCUGCAGAAGGUCUCCGGGUGGCAACCAAUGCUGCUGCCCAGAAUGCCAUCAAGAAAAAAAUUGUCAACCGAUUGGAGGUUGCAGCUAAGCAGGCUGCGGCUGCGGCCACGCAGACCAUCGCCGCCUCCCAGAAUGCAGCCGUGUCCAACAAGAACCCCGCAGCCCAGCAGCAGCUGGUUCAGAGCUGCAAGGCAGUGGCUGAUCACAUCCCUCAGCUGGUCCAGGGGGUCAGAGGCAGCCAAGCCCAAGCAGAAGACCUCAGUGCCCAGCUGGCUCUCAUCAUCUCGAGCCAGAACUUCCUCCAGCCUGGAAGCAAGAUGGUGUCCUCUGCCAAAGCCGCAGUGCCCACAGUGAGCGACCAGGCAGCAGCCAUGCAGCUGAGCCAGUGUGCCAAGAACCUUGCCACCAGCUUGGCGGAGCUGCGUACCGCCUCACAGAAGGCCCAUGAAGCCUGUGGUCCUAUGGAAAUCGAUUCAGCUCUGAGUACUGUGCAGACACUUAAGAAUGAACUGCAGGAUGCCAAGAUGGCUGCCAUUGAGAGUCAGCUGAAACCACUUCCAGGGGAAACGCUGGAAAAAUGUGCUCAGGACCUGGGAAGUACAUCUAAAGCAGUGGGCUCCUCCAUGGCACAGCUCCUCACCUGUGCUGCUCAAGGCAAUGAGCACUACACAGGGGUGGCUGCUAGAGAGACAGCCCAAGCUCUGAAGACCCUGGCCCAGGCUGCCCGUGGAGUGGCUGCAUCUACGAGUGACCCCACGGCUGCACAUGCCAUGUUAGAUUCUGCUCGAGACGUGAUGGAGGGCUCAGCCAUGCUCAUCCAAGAAGCCAAGCAGGCCCUGAUUGCACCUGGAGAUGCAGAAAGUCAGCAGAGACUAGCCCAGGUGGCCAAAGCGGUCUCACACUCCUUGAAUAACUGCGUGAAUUGCCUCCCUGGGCAAAAGGAUGUGGACGUGGCGUUGAAGAGCAUUGGGGAGUCCAGCAAGAAGCUGCUUGUGGACUCGUUACCUCCAAGCACAAAGCCAUUCCAGGAAGCGCAGAGUGAACUGAACCAAGCAGCAGCUGACCUGAACCAGUCUGCUGGGGAAGUGGUCCAUGCCACCCGUGGCCAAAGCGGAGAGCUGGCUGCAGCCUCUGGAAAGUUCAGCGAUGAUUUCGAUGAAUUCCUCGAUGCUGGCAUUGAGAUGGCGGGCCAAGCGCAGACCAAAGAAGACCAGAUCCAGGUGAUAGGGAACCUCAAGAACAUCUCUAUGGCAUCCAGCAAGUUGUUGUUAGCUGCCAAGUCUCUGUCUGUAGAUCCAGGAGCCCCCAACGCGAAAAAUCUCCUAGCUGCCGCUGCAAGAGCGGUGACAGAGAGCAUCAAUCAACUCAUCACUCUGUGUACCCAGCAAGCUCCUGGCCAGAAAGAGUGUGACAAUGCUUUGCGGGAGCUCGAGACUGUGAAGGGGAUGUUGGGCAAUCCUAACGAACCUGUUAGUGACCUCUCUUACUUUGACUGCAUUGAGAGUGUGAUGGAAAACUCCAAGGUUCUGGGCGAGUCGAUGGCAGGGAUUUCACAGAAUGCCAAGACCGGGGACCUCCCUGCCUUUGGGGAGUGUGUGGGGAUUGCGUCCAAGGCUCUCUGUGGGCUGACAGAGGCGGCAGCUCAGGCUGCAUACCUUGUCGGAAUCUCUGAUCCAAACAGCCAGGCAGGCCACCAGGGCCUUGUGGACCCCAUCCAAUUUGCCAGGGCUAACCAGGCUAUCCAGAUGGCAUGCCAGAACCUGGUGGAUCCUGGCAGCAGCCCGUCACAGGUUCUGUCAGCCGCCACGAUUGUCGCUAAGCACACCUCAGCCUUGUGUAACGCCUGCCGCAUCGCCUCGUCCAAGACAGCCAACCCGGUAGCCAAGAGGCACUUUGUCCAGUCAGCCAAGGAGGUCGCCAACAGCACCGCCAACCUGGUGAAGACCAUCAAGGCCCUGGAUGGGGAUUUCUCUGAAGACAACCGCAAUAAGUGUCGCAUCGCCACUGCACCCUUGAUCGAAGCUGUGGAGAACCUGACAGCAUUCGCAUCCAACCCUGAGUUUGUCAGUGUUCCUGCUCAAAUCAGCUCCGAGGGCUCCCAGGCACAGGAACCAAUCUUGGUCUCAGCCAAGACCAUGCUGGAGAGCUCGUCGUACCUCAUCCGCACUGCACGCUCGCUGGCCAUCAACCCCAAAGACCCGCCCACCUGGUCUGUGCUAGCCGGACAUUCCCACACUGUGUCUGACUCCAUCAAGAGUCUCAUCACAUCUAUCAGGGACAAGGCCCCUGGACAGAGAGAGUGUGACUAUUCCAUCGAUGGCAUCAACCGGUGCAUCCGCGAUAUUGAGCAGGCCUCGCUGGCAGCUGUCAGCCAGAGUUUGGCCACGAGAGAUGACAUCUCUGUGGAGGCCCUGCAGGAGCAGCUGACUUCCGUGGUCCAGGAAAUCGGGCACCUUAUCGAUCCCAUCGCCACAGCGGCUCGGGGAGAAGCAGCUCAGCUAGGACAUAAGGUGACACAGCUCGCAAGUUACUUUGAGCCCUUGAUCUUGGCUGCAGUUGGUGUCGCCUCCAAGAUUCUGGACCAUCAGCAGCAGAUGACAGUGCUGGACCAGACCAAGACGCUCGCAGAGUCUGCCCUGCAGAUGUUGUAUGCAGCCAAAGAAGGUGGAGGGAACCCCAAGGCACAGCACACCCACGAUGCGAUCACAGAGGCUGCCCAGCUCAUGAAAGAGGCGGUGGACGACAUCAUGGUGACGCUGAAUGAAGCGGCCAGUGAAGUGGGGUUGGUGGGAGGCAUGGUUGACGCCAUCGCAGAAGCCAUGAGCAAGCUGGACGAAGGCACUCCUCCAGAACCAAAGGGAACAUUUGUCGACUAUCAGACGACUGUGGUGAAAUACUCCAAAGCCAUUGCGGUAACAGCUCAGGAAAUGAUGACUAAGUCGGUUACUAACCCGGAGGAGUUGGGAGGACUGGCUUCACAAAUGACCAGUGACUAUGGGCACCUGGCUCUCCAGGGCCAGAUGGCAGCAGCCACGGCGGAACCAGAGGAGAUCGGCUUCCAGAUUCGUACUCGUGUGCAGGACCUGGGCCACGGCUGCAUCUUCCUGGUGCAGAAGGCGGGGGCCCUCCAGGUGUGCCCCACCGACAGCUACACCAAGAGGGAGCUCAUCGAGUGUGCCCGCGCAGUCACAGAGAAGGUGUCCUUGGUGCUGUCAGCUCUCCAGGCUGGGAACAAGGGGACCCAAGCAUGUAUCACGGCCGCCACUGCGGUGUCCGGAAUCAUCGCCGACCUGGACACCACCAUCAUGUUUGCGACCGCUGGGACCCUGAACGCAGAAAACAACGAGACCUUCGCAGACCACAGGGAGAACAUUCUGAAGACAGCCAAGGCCUUGGUGGAAGACACAAAACUUCUGGUGUCAGGGGCCGCGUCCACUCCAGACAAGCUGGCCCAGGCAGCUCAGUCCUCAGCAGCUACCAUCACCCAGCUUGCCGAGGUUGUCAAACUGGGGGCUGCCAGCCUGGGCUCUGACGACCCCGAGACCCAGGUGGUGUUGAUCAACGCCAUCAAAGACGUGGCCAAGGCCCUUUCAGAUCUCAUUGGUGCUACCAAGGGAGCUGCCAGCAAGCCCGCUGACGACCCCUCCAUGUACCAGCUCAAGGGGGCUGCCAAGGUGAUGGUGACCAAUGUCACCUCCCUCCUCAAGACUGUGAAGGCAGUGGAAGACGAGGCCACCCGGGGCACACGGGCGCUGGAGGCCACGAUCGAGUACAUGAAGCAGGAGCUCACGGUAUUCCAGUCAAAAGAGGUACCUGAAAAGACAUCAUCACCUGAAGAAUCGAUAAGGAUGACGAAAGGCAUCACCAUGGCAACAGCCAAAGCCGUAGCAGCUGGGAACUCGUGUAGACAAGAGGACGUGAUUGCCACCGCCAACCUGAGCCGGAAAGCUGUGUCCGAUAUGUUGACGGCUUGCAAGCAAGCAUCCUUCCACCCUGAUGUCAGCGAGGAGGUGCGCGCCAGAGCCUUGCGGUAUGGGACGGAGUGCACCCUCAGCUACCUGGACCUUCUCGAGCACGUCUUGGUGAUUCUUCAGAAACCAACCCCGGAACUCAAGCACCAGCUGGCUGCUCUCUCGAAGCGAGUCGCCGGUGCAGUGACUGAGCUCAUCCAGGCAGCGGAAGCCAUGAAAGGAACGGAGUGGGUGGACCCAGAAGACCCCACCGUCAUUGCAGAAACAGAACUGCUGGGGGCCGCGGCGUCCAUCGAGGCUGCUGCUAAGAAGUUGGAGCAACUGAAGCCAAGAGCAAAACCAAAACAAGCAGAUGAGACCCUGGAUUUUGAAGAACAGAUCUUGGAAGCUGCUAAAUCUAUUGCUGCUGCCACAAGUGCCCUGGUCAAAUCGGCCUCGGCAGCCCAGAGGGAGCUGGUGGCCCAAGGAAAGGUGGGCUCCAUCCCCGCCAAUGCUGCAGAUGACGGACAGUGGUCACAGGGACUGAUUUCUGCCGCCCGGAUGGUGGCAGCUGCAACCAGCAGUCUCUGUGAGGCAGCCAAUGCCUCCGUUCAGGGACAUGCUAGUGAAGAGAAGCUCAUCUCAUCUGCCAAGCAGGUUGCCGCUUCCACCGCUCAGCUGCUUGUGGCCUGCAAGGUGAAGGCCGAUCAGGAUUCAGAGGCCAUGAGGCGGCUACAGGUAAUGGUCACUGAUGCUGGUGGGAAAAUACUCCUGUUGGAGCGGGCAGCAGGAAAUGCUGUGAAAAGAGCCUCAGACAAUCUUGUUCGUGCAGCCCAGAAGGCAGCAUUUGGCAAAGCCGACGAUGAUGAUGUUGUAGUGAAAACAAAGUUUGUAGGGGGCAUUGCUCAGAUUAUCGCCGCCCAGGAGGAAAUGCUGAAGAAAGAGCGAGAACUGGAAGAAGCAAGGAAAAAACUGGCCCAGAUCCGCCAACAGCAGUAUAAAUUCCUACCCACUGAGCUGAGGGAGGAUGAAGGCUAAGGCCAGAGCCAAGAUGGCAAGCCCCAGGGGAUGGCUCUGCAGGGACUGGACAGACUGUUCCUGAGAGGCAGGGCACUUACCCAGAAGCUGCCUGCCUCCCCCUGGGGCCAGCCCAGAGCUCUGUGUGCUCAUUCUCACAUCUCUGUCCUGUUGGGCACCGGCUGCAUGAUCGUGAUGUCACACGGUACAGUGUCCCACCCACAGCUCCUCUGCCACCUCCCCUCAUGCCUCGCCAUAUCUCAGGAGAGAGGGGCGCACAUUUCGUGGACUGUUACCAAAAAGGAGAAGUCAGUAUUAUGUCGUUCUCAGACACUCGUGCUUUUGUUGAUCCUUCUCUAGGCCUCUUCCUGGGCCUUUUGUGAAAUCUUGAGAGGAGAAAAAUAACAGCCUGAGGAAAUCAUUGAUGCCAUAGAUAUUCAAAGAUAUUCUUCUCCCUCUCAGGAGAAGGUGGAAGUUGGAGUGGAACACGGUUAAUAAAAGCCAGAAACAUAAACUAUUGUGGACUCCAGGAGGACACCUAGGGUGGUCCUUCUGUGUCUCAAGUGCUGGCUCACCCAGAGGGUGAAGAAUUCCUGCUCCUGUUUGCACGCCUUUUUCCCUCAGUGUGUAAGCUCCCUGUACACUCUAGACCCAUCUUGUGUUCUGUGGCCCAGAAAAUUGAACGAGUAUUUUUUUCCUCCAUAAUCCAAAGGGCAGAGAGGUAUGGGGCACUGUCAGGGCUUGGUGAGCAGGGGCUGUAAUAAAAUGUGUGGGCUUACUCUGCAGAGGCUGUUUCAGUUCAUACAAAUUCAUCCACACAAACCCACAUCCCCCGGAUGACAGUCAAUGCAACAUCCCCCUAAUCUGAAGCAUGCAAGGUGGGGAUUCACCCGAACGAAAGCAAUUCCUUAGUGACUGUCUUCCAAGUCCCACAUUGGCUCCUCUGCUCUUAAUGUGGUCAGAAAUCACAACUGGAAGCUAUCUGUUUCAAAAUCUGUCACCUGUCCUGCCUCCCAAGAUGGACAUUUCCCUUUGUCUUAAUAUUCCUAAAACCUAGAUGCAUCCUAAAAUCAAAAUGAACCUUGCAUAAGAUAGUUUUGCAAUAGAUAGUUUUGCUUAUUAUUGCAUCUUAUAAGUGAAGAUGUAUGGUAUUUUCAGAGUUCAUCUUCUGGAUGCCACUCUUCCAGAAUUCCUUCCCCCCCACCCCGCCUCAUUUUUUUCAGAGCCCUCUCCUUGGAAGGGCAUUUUAUGACCUUGCGUUUACCUUUAAUCUGAGUCUUGACCCGAGAUAGUACCUGAAGGAUGAGUGGCUCGUGGGAUAGAUCCGAAUGCCAGGUAGCAAGGGUCUUUGGAAUAAUUCAUAGAGGGGAAACAGUGGUAAUGGUGGUACGUGGUUUUCAAAGCUGAUAACUGUGGAAGGCAGUCAUCCUCCACCUGUCUGCAGUAAUUAGUGUCAUGUCUCAGAUCUCGUCCACAGGAUGGUUUCAGAAUCCCAGAGUUCAUCUUCUGGAUGCCACUCCAGAGGAACGGGUGAUGCUUCGGUCCUCAAAGGGUGUCACCUUUAGACCUUGCCAACAGCUCUGCUUUAGCAGACUCUAGCCCAUGUCAUGGUUUUAAAAUAUAAUUUAACUUUUGAUAGUUUCCCGUGGGAGACUUGUCAGUGCUACACAGAAUAGAAUUUUUUUGCCCCAACAAGUGGAAAGCGAGAGGAAAGAUGGUGUCAGUGAAAAGCAGGUGGAGAGAGUGUGUAGGGAGGUGGGGAUGGAGGCGCCACCUGUGAGAAGGAGGGGAGCUGGGGGAGCCCUGGCAUCUCGGAAGCUCACAGGCUGUUGGCUCAUCCUCUCUGAGUGUAGGUAGUACAACUCUUCAUCUCUGCCCUGGCUGUGCCCCCUCGUACUUCACAAUGAAAACUGAGGGCCCCGUGGGCUGAGGGUUCUCCCCUUGAGACACUCUGCACAUAGGCACAGGGUGCUCUGAGAGACUCUUAAGUCUCAGAGUCAAGCUGUGUCGAUGCCCUCACAUCCCAGGACUCUGGGUGGCCCCUCCAUUGCCCACCCUCACCCCCUUUUCUUCCAGACUCUGCAACUGCUCUUCUCCUGCCAUUUGACCCCUGUCACGUCCUGGCAUCCCAGAAACCAGGGAAUGAGUUCUCUGUCCCUUCCUCACAGUCAUUUAAAACGUCUACUGCAUUUGAUACAGAAAAACUUCAAGAGACAAGCCAAAUGGAAAGGCCUGUCCUUUACACGUCAGGGAACAGGCAUGGAGCAAAGUUUAUUUUUGUAGGACCCAUAUAAAUAUCCUCCUGUCUGGAUUGUUCUGCUGAUAGAAGCUUUGGAAGUUAGUUCCCAGUUAUCACCUGGUGUAAUGCUGGUUUUUCAUCUGUCCCUUCCUCGUCCCCCCAUAUACGUGCACGCAAAUGGCUCGGUCUUCCCUCAUUUCAUGAAAUGGUUGAAAGACUGUGCUUUGGGCAAUAUUUAAUAGGCGCUACAGCAGGUGUCUCCAUGGCACUGAGGGGGUCUUCUGGUUCUUCUUGAAAGGUCUGUUUGCAUUUGGAAUGUGAGUGUUCAUUUCAGAGCAUCUAACAAAAGAAUGGUUUCAGGAUAAAAUGGCCCCAAGCCUGGAGCAUAGAAAUGCUUCUCUGUGUGAAGGGGAAGCUGGUGUGUGUCCCAUGAGGAGAGCUAACACUGGGCUUUGAAGGCUUCAGCUGAUCUUUGUGCCCAGAAAUUGCUGUCUCUGAAGGUCAAAAAAGGAACCUGAAUUGGACUUCAGAACUGCCUGGUGAUUUGGGAGUUUUGGUUUUGCUUGGUCCUGCCUUUCAAAAGGACGCUGAAGUUACAUUCAGUUACACAACCAGCCCUUGUUUAAACUCUGCUGGUGUCCAGCCGGGUGCGGCCCUGGUGAUCUGUGUAAGCAGGUACAUUGAGUCCUGGGCAGCCGUCCUGUCGGCAUCAGGGGCCUCAGGACCACCUAUGGAAGGGCCAUGUGGCCUCAGGCAAGCCUCCAGAGCAUGUGCUUUGUCACAGAAAACCCCUCAGGGCUUCUUCGUAGGCUUUCCCUGCUUGCUUUCUGGGGGUUUUAUCAGUGAGUUUACAGUCAACCAAAGCCUAUUCCUAAUAUAUCAAAAUAUAACCCAGAGAGAGUGAACCCCACCACCAAAGUGACCCCAAGGCCAAAGCCUCACAUGGGAACCAGGCAGCAGAGACCCUCCCAGGGGAUUCAGGGACCUCCUGUUUCCUCCUUGGCAGUGAACCCCCAACCCUCCCCAGCUCUGAGGUGUGGAGCUCUGGCAGGGCCUCUGGAGAGUCUGCCCUUGAGACCCCAGCGUGGACUAGCAGCAUGUUGAGUUCCCAGACUCCCGGAGGAGGCGUCUCCUCUGCCCACUGAGGCAGUGACCUCCUCUGAGCCUAAGGGGACCCAAAGGAUUAGGAGGAUAUGCUCGCCUCAGGCUAAGAGGCAGCAGAGUUCAGAAACCCAGAGAUCUUGACAGCUGUGCCAGGGGCUCGGGUCCCCCGUCCCCAUAGUCUCCAAGUGCCAACCUCAGGAGGUGGCCUCUUGCGGAAAAGUGUCUUCCCCCACAGGGUCCCCAAGUACCACGUUUAAAAGUCCCCGAGACGACUGCUCUGUCUGAGCAUCUGCUGGGUAUGUUAUGUUUAUGGUCAUUAGGAGCAGGCAUGUGACAGAGCUUAUGUUGACUGAGUUAUAAAAACAAACACUACAAAGAGACAUGUCUGUAAAAGAGGUUUGGAUUUGGCCUUCCUCUGAGCCCACCUCCGGGCCUUGCAAUAAGCAUCCACAUGAGAGUCAGCCCGUCGGUGCGUGUCUCCUAGUUCCCGGAGGCUGGGUUUCACUUCGCCACCUUUUCCCCAAGCUGCAAAAUCCAGAAGCAAAUAGGAAAGUUAAACUCUGCUGCGUGUCAUAAUGUCUUUAUUGGUCUGGUCACAUAAAUUAUUAUUUUUUAUUCACCAGAAAUAAACUUUU